Trichoderma citrinoviride is the source of this 1467-nucleotide messenger RNA. Its product is annotated as proteasome regulatory particle subunit. The transcript has 5 exons. Gene Ontology annotation, cellular component: proteasome regulatory particle, lid subcomplex. The coding region runs from base 118 to 1122 and encodes 334 amino acids. The record is from RefSeq and is a predicted model, not a curated record. Gene Ontology annotation, molecular function: metallopeptidase activity; protein binding; proteasome binding. Gene Ontology annotation, biological process: protein deubiquitination; proteasome-mediated ubiquitin-dependent protein catabolic process. Lineage: Eukaryota; Fungi; Ascomycota; Sordariomycetes; Hypocreales; Hypocreaceae.
AAGGUAUCAGCAAGCUACUAAGCCAACGCCUGGUUUCGCAGCCUCCAACCACGAGCUUUCAUCAUACACGCACCUUUCCUCGUACCGCCCCGACAACCUUUCAAUCCAGCCUCGAUCAUGGAGCGAUUCAGGAAUCUGCUGGGUGGAGGUGGCAUGGGCCUGGGAGGAGUUACGCCUGGCACUGAUAACACCAGUCUCAUCGACAACUCGGAAACCGUCUACAUCUCGUCCUUGGCCCUGCUGAAGAUGCUCCGGCACGGCCGCGCGGGCGUGCCGAUGGAAGUCAUGGGACUGAUGCUGGGCGAAUUCGUCGACGAUUUCACAGUCAAGGUCAUGGACGUGUUUGCCAUGCCCCAGAGCGGUACCGGCGUCAGUGUCGAAGCUGUCGACCCUGUGUUUCAGACAAAGAUGAUGGAUAUGCUGCGGCAAACUGGGAGACCGGAAUCCGUCGUUGGAUGGUACCACUCACACCCUGGCUUUGGCUGCUGGCUUUCAUCGGUGGAUAUCAACACUCAGCAGUCAUUCGAGCAGCUUAACCCGCGCGCGGUGGCCGUAGUCGUCGAUCCCAUACAGUCAGUGAAGGGCAAGGUCGUGAUUGAUGCCUUCCGGCUCAUCAACCCCCAGCUGCUCAUGAUGGGCCAGGAGCCGCGUCAGAGCACGAGCAACCUGGGCCACCUCAACAAGCCGUCGAUCCAGGCGCUGAUCCACGGACUCAACCGUCACUACUACUCGAUCGCCAUCAACUACCGCAAGACGGCGCUGGAGGAGAACAUGCUGAUGAACCUGCACAAGCACGUGUGGACGGAAGCUCUGGAGAUGGACGAUUUCCGGACGGAGGGACAGAAGAACAAGGAGCGGCUGCAGAGGCUGGUCAGCCUGGCAGACGGCUACGAGAAGAGAGUCAAGGAGGAGACGGAGCUGACCAAGGAGCAACUCAAGACGCGCUACGUCGGCAAGCUGGACCCCAAGAAGCACUUGGAGGACGUCGGCCAGGAGCUGAUUGAGGACAACAUUGUGUCGGUGUCGAGGCAGAUGAUUGACAAGGAGGCGACGAUGCCCAAGAAGAAUGGAGCGCUAGCCCAGUCCAACGGCGACCAGAUGGAGACGGAGGAAGAGUUAUAGACGAGUAGCAUAACAGGGAGGGCAGCCAUUACGACCACUGGCUCGCACUAGUGUUUUCUCCGUGCUGUUGCUGCUACAUGCUCUUUUUCUUACACGCGCAUAACAUGGUUCAUGUACCUGGAGCACGCUGGUCAUGGGUUGGCACAAUAGAGGGGACGGUAGAAAAUAUUGGCGAUCGAGCCGCUGUCAUGGAAGACGCGGGGCGUUGAGGGAGACGCAGCCUUGGAUGAUGGAUUCUGACACGUUGGGAGGACUUUGGGCUGGUCAGAUGGUGGUUCUGCGUGAUCAUGAGCCAUUACUUAGCAGCUAAGAAGCACACACAGAGAGAGUGGGCGUGCGGUGCCC